Messenger RNA from Electrophorus electricus (electric eel), 2013 nucleotides. RefSeq names its product tubulin folding cofactor E-like a (gene tbcela). The record is from RefSeq and is a predicted model, not a curated record. Gene Ontology annotation, molecular function: protein binding. Lineage: Eukaryota; Metazoa; Chordata; Actinopteri; Gymnotiformes; Gymnotidae.
CAAGUCGGUCGAUGUGACAGCUAAGACAACAAUAACAAGACGGAAGGGGAACGGGACAACGCUAAAAGAAAGGCAGGCUGAGUGGCUCUUCACAAGACUUUCACGACUCUGCAAGUGUCCAAUAACGUCAAGCAGCUGGACUGGGUGCGUGGGACAGGGCCAUGGAGGCACCUGAGGGAGAAGGCCGCACAUUCAUGCAGGUGAUCAGUGAGAAGUACAGUCCAGAGAACUUCCCGUGUCGCCGAGGCCCAGGCUUGGGGGUGGUUGUACCAUCUGGCCCCCAGGGAUCUCCAAUGAAAGACCGACUCAACCUGCCUAGUGUGCUAGUUUUGAAUGCCUGUGGAAUCAGUCAAGCAGGAGAUGAAGGAGAGAUUGCUGCUUUCUGUGCUCAUGUGGUCGAGCUGGACUUGUCUCAUAACAAACUCCAGGACUGGCACGAAAUCAGCAAGAUCGUUAGGAACAUUCCAAACCUCGACUUCCUGAACCUGAGCUCCAACCCGCUGAGCGAGGCAUCAUUAGAGCCGGAGUGGGCUGAGGCUUUCUCCAGAGUGCGCCGUUUCGUCCUCAACAACACUCAGGUGUCCUGGGACAUUGUGCACACCUUCACGCGCGAGAUGCCUGAACUGGAGGAGCUGUUCCUGUGCCUUAAUGAGUACAACACUGUGAUGGCCUCUGCCACACCUUGCCCUUCGCUGCGGCUACUGCACAUCACAGACAACAAUCUCCAUGACUGGAACGAGGUGCGCAAGUUUGGCUCUAUGUUCCCCUCUCUAGACACCCUUGUCAUGGCUAACAACAACCUGGGCUCCAUCCUGGACUCCGGAGACACCCUCUGCCGCCUCUUUCCCAACUUGCGCAGCAUCAAUCUACACAACUCAGGCCUUAAUCGCUGGGAGGACAUUGAGAGAUUAACCUUCCUCCCCAAGAUGGAGGAGGUGCGGCUGCAGGGAAUCCCUCUGCUGCAGACCUAUACCAACACGGAGCGGCGCAGCCUCCUCAUCGCACAAUUGCCGUCGGUGACCUGCCUGAACGGGAGCGUGGUGACGGAAGGAGAGCGCGAGGACGCCGAGAGGUUCUUCAUCCGCUACCAUCUGGACCACUCUGAAGAAGAGCUGCCCCACAGAUACCACUGUCUGGUGACCAAAUAUGGGAAGCUGGCACCACUGGCUGAGAUCGAUCUACGUCCGCGCUGUUAUGCCAGGGUGGAGGUGCACUGCGAGGAGCGCGUGGAGCAGGUGAGCAUCCGCCUCGACCAGACGGUGGCGGAGCUGAAGAAGCAGCUGAAGGCAGUGGUGCGGCUCUCUGCGAGCAACAUGCGCCUCUAUUACAUUGACAAGGACAUGUGCUCAGCCUUCGGGCCCGAGGAGAUGAAGUAUAACACGCGCGCCCUCCAUUCGUACAGCAUCCGAGAUGGUGACGGAAUCCUAGUGGUGCCCAAGACCAAAUGACUAACCACGGGUGCCAGGACUGGAGUAAAAGAACCCUCUCUGAAAUGGCACUACAUAGGCUUCACAGUGUGUGCAAAAUAUGAAAAGGGUGGGGGCAUCUAAGCUUGUCAGACUGGCUUGGAUUCUGAAGAGACUACUUAUGUUUUAAAGGGCCUGUCACUGGACACAUUACUACAUGAUCAACCCACAUACACACACACCUCAAUGUGCGUGACCCUGCACUUGUUUCCGUAGUGUAUAUAAAUGGCUUUUCUUGUUUUUGUUGACUAUUCCCUUGAAUGAGGUUUGCCACUAACUGUCAAUAAUGCCUGCCUCUUCAAGAUGAAAGCACAAGAGCUAUGGCAGUCCAAAAAGUGCAGGUAUGGAAAACAUGUUCCGUUCACGUCGGAACAGGUGAGUGCUGAAUUUGCUAAUGGUGUACGUCGGUGAAUGUCAGCCUUCCUUGCAAAAGACUCUCAGGCCUCAUCUGACAUCUUAUGGAGGGGCAAUGCUGGCCUUACAUGCUUACGUUUGUUUGUGUGUUUGUUUUUUAAAACAAUGCUGAACAAUGUUGGACAUGGUGGAA